UUUUCGCGGGACUCUUUGGGGUUGCCCCAGAAGCCUAGAACGGCAGUCAAAUUCGAGAUGAAUACUUGGCGUGUGGAGCUUAGUCGCCAAGCAGAAGAAAAAAAGGGCGCUAACUGGUUUGCUGGUAACGAAAGAUUUGAAAGGGGUGAAGAAGAAAGAGUUGAUUUAGGGGAGGAUGGGGACUGGAUGGGGGGGGCGUUUGGUGAGGAUGAGGAUCAUUUCGAGUCGUACUAUGUAGUAGCCGUAGCGAUCCCCGGUAUCAAGGAACAAGGCAGCUGCCAAGUUUGCCAAGGGUUCCAACCGAAGGUGAAUUUUUCGAAAUGGUUGCAUGGCAGUGGUUCGGGGUGCAGGAUUUCAUCAUUCUUUCGGAGUGGAGAGCCCAGGUGA
Pyricularia oryzae 70-15 is the source of this 387-nucleotide messenger RNA. RefSeq lists its product as uncharacterized. The coding region runs from base 58 to 387 and encodes 109 amino acids. The record is from RefSeq and is a predicted model, not a curated record. The transcript has 2 exons. Lineage: Eukaryota; Fungi; Ascomycota; Sordariomycetes; Magnaporthales; Pyriculariaceae.